CUGGUUUCCAGUGGAUAGAUAGAUCUCCAGUACAGUACACUAAUUGGAGAAAAGGGGAACCAUCAACUCGGGGUUGGUCAGGAAACUUAGAGAAUUGUGCUGAAGUAUUUUUGUCUGAUGGAAAAUGGAAUGACGAGGACUGUAACAGUAAACGACUGUUUGUCUGCGAAAAAUCACCAGCUGUUGAUAUCAGCAAGAUUCAGAUUGGUACAGGAGGAGCACCCAUCAAUGUUCCCACUCCAAUACCUUUCACCCGCCCUUCCAUAUUGCCAAUACAGAGAACCCCUUCACCACCAACAAACAGCAUAUCACAGAAAACCCCACCAACAGACAAACCGCAAAUAACACAGAAAUCCCAGCCAACAGCAAUUAUACCUCAUGUAACAGUGACAGAGAAAACAUUAGUUGUGGUGUCUGAUAAUGCAAAACCAGUGACAGGAGCUCUGCCAUCUAUCUCUAUAAGACCAUACACUGGAGGAAGCACUCAGAAUCCAUUGCAGCAAUCUGCUGAUCAAGAAUCUACAUCUACAAAAGGUCUAGGUAUGUCUUCUGGAGCACUUGCUGGAAUCAUCUUGGCAUCUGUUGUUAUCAUUUUACUUGUUGUCCUGAUAGCCAUGUAUUGGCGGCGAAACACUAGAGCAGGAAAACAGACAAACUUUGGACUUGGCAAUGGAGGAUUUGAGAACCAGAUUUACAGAUAUGAUUCUCAGUCAGAACAAGUUACUGAAACAAAAGGUGGUUUAAAUUUACGUACAAUGAGUGAAUCCAGUAGCUAGAUAAAAUACCAUACAUAUCGUUGCAUGUGCAGUUACUUGAUACUACGUGUAAAAAAAAAAAAUCAUUAGAAAUUGACAGUAAUGAAAUUAAGAUUUUAGGUAUGCCUGAAAGUGUUUUAAUUUAAACAUGAAAUUGUAACCUGCUUUAGUAAUUUAUGUCUGAAGUUUUUUCUUCCUGGUUCAUUUGAAUUCAUCUGUAAACAUUGCACUCACAUGACUACAGCUUCUUGCAAUGCAUAAGAUUAAAUGGCUCAUAAAACAUAUUUUAAAAAUAUAACUGACAUCAUAUAUACAUUGCAAUGAAUUUAAGGCAAUGAACAUGCUAGUGCAAGGAAUAUAGUGCAAUGAAUAUACUAGUACAAGGAAUAUAGUGCAAUAAAUACAGUGCAAUGAAUAUAGUGCAUUGAAUAUACUAGUAAAAAAUAUAGUGCAAUAAUAUACUAGUGCAUUGAAUGUAAUGCAGUGGAUAUAGUGAAAAUGAAAAGAUAUUGAUGGGACAAUGAAAAAUUGUGCUGUUGUGAUUGAAAGACAAACUUAAUUCUGUAUGGGGAAUAAUGUACAGUAAAUAAGUAAAUAUGUUAAUAAUAACAAAGUCUUUCUUAUUGUAAAUGUCCAAAGUUUUCUUUUUUAUGCCUCCCUAUUAUUUGUCAAGGCUGGAAAUAAUAUGGGUCCAAAGGUUGGUCAUAUGAAGGAUACAGGACCUUUAUGACUUUAAUGUUUUUAUACGCCGGAAGGGACGUAUUAUGUUAUGGUCCCGGUGUCCGUCCGUAAGCAAUUUCGUGUCCGCUCUGUAACUCUUGAACCCCUUGAAGGAUUUCAAAGAAACUUGACACAAUUUAUUUAUUAUUGGCCGUAGGGAAAAACCGAGAUUUCUUUACUGUGGUACAACAUGGAUAGUACAUCAAAUUUUUAGAUGUAUUUUGACAACUUUACCUGGUAAGAAUUUUUUGUGGACUUAGAACUUUUUUUUGGAAUUUCUUCUUUUUAGCUCACCUAAGCACGAAGUGCUCAAAGGUUAGCUUUUGUGAUCGCCCUGUGUCCGUCAUCAGUCAUCCGUCCUUCCGUUCAUCCGUUGUCAGUUGUCCGUUGUCAACAAUUUGACUGUUAACACUCCAGAGGUCACAGUUUUAGCCCAAUCUUUAUGAAACUUGGUCAGCAUGUUACUCUUAAUAAAAUCUUGGAUGAUUUCAAUAUCGGGUCAUCUGGGGUGAAAAACUAGGUCACCAGGUCAGAUCAAAGGAAAAGCUUGUUAACACUCUAGAGGUCACAAUUUUGGCCCAAUCAUAAUGAAACUUGGUCAGAAUGUUGCCCUCAGUAAAAUCUUGGACGAGUUUGAUAUUGGGUCAUCUGGGGUCAAAAACUAGGUCACCAGGUCAAAUCAAUGGAAAAGCUCGUUAACACUCUAGAGGUCACUGUUUUGGCCCAAUCUUAAUGAAACUUAGUCAGAAUGUUACUCUCAAUUAAAUCUUGGACGAAUUUGAUAUUGGGUCAUCUGGGGUCAAAAACUAAGACACAAGGUCAAAUCAAAGGAAAAGCUUGUUAACACUCUAGAGGUCACAGUUUUGGCCCAAUCUUAAUGAAACUUAGUCGGAAUGUUACCCUCAAUAAAAUCUUGGAUGAGUUUGAUAUUUGGUCAUCUGGGAUCAAAAACUAGGUCACCAGGUCAGAUCAAAGGAAAAGCUUGUCAACACUGUAGAGGCUACAUUUAUGACUGUAUCUUCAUGAAAUUUGGUCAGAAUGUUAAUCUUGAUGAUCUAAAGGUCCAAUUUCAACCUGGGACAUGUAGGAUCAAAAAACUAGGUCACCAGGUCAAAUCUAACGAAAAGCUAGUUAACACUGUAGAGGCCACAUUUAUGACCAUAUCUUAAUGAAACUUGGUCAAAAUGUUAUCUUGAUGAUCUAUAGGUCAAGUUCAGAUCUGGGUCAGGUGGGGUCAAAAUCUAGGUCACUAGGUGAAAUCAAAGGAAAAGCUUGUUAACACUCUAGAGGCCACAUUUAUGACUGUAUCUUCAUGAAACUUAGUCAGAAUGAUAAUCUUGAUGAUCUUUAGGUCAAGUAUGAAUCUGGGUCAAAAACUAGGUCACCGGGUCAAAUCGGAGGAAAAGCUAGUUAACACUUUAGAGACCACAUUUAGGACCAUAUCUUAAUGAAACCUGGUCAGAAUGUUAAUCUUGAUGAUCUUUAGGUCAAUAGGUCAGGUGAGCGAUACUGGGUCUUCAAGGCCCUCUUGUUUGUUGUUCCUGUCCUUCGGGCUUCAACAGUCAAGUUCUUUAAAUUUUGCUCCCAUCCCCUUAGGGCGUAUAUUGCCCCGCUUGGCGGUGCUCUUGUUUUAGAUAUCUUUGAACAAGUUAUCACUAUAAAUUAUAUAGACAAAUUAAGGUUUGUAUUUUUCCAUUUGCAAAAUUCUGGCCAGAAUGAUACUUUUUUUUUGUGAAAUGCUUAGUUUUUCAAAUUUUACAUAUGUUAAAUCUUGAUGCUAACUUCGACGUCCUUAGAAUUUAAUAAAAAUCAACCAGUACUCAAAUUAAAAUUUCAAACUGACAUUUUCUUUCUAUAAUGUCUGAAUUUGAUUAAGAAAAUGCUUUUUAAAAACUAUUUAAAUUAGGUUCAAAACUAAUUAAGAUCUUUUUUGUAAGUUUUAUAGGUCCUACUAUCCCCUGUAAUGUUUUUUAAGAAUGAUGAUAUAUAGCAUAAUGGUAUAUUAUCUCAUAUGUCAAGGGAAUUCAAGGUAAAUAGGUGGAUCAAACAUGAGAAAAAGUUUUGACAUUAAUAGGGUUUGUGUAAUUUUAGCAAAGAAAAGUUGUUUAUUUUUAGCUCAUAUGAUUUUUUGAAAAAAAAUGAUGAGUUAUUGUCAUCACUUGAGCGGUUGUCGGCGUCGGCGUCGGUGUCGGCGUCGGCGUCGGCGUCUGCGUCGGCGUUGCCUGGUUAAGUUUUAUGUUUAGGUCAGCUUUUCUCCUAAACUAUCAAAGCUAUUGCUUUGAAACUUGGAAUACUUGUUCACCAUCAUAAGCUGACCCUGUAUAGCAAGAAACAUAACUCCAUCUUGCUUUUUGCAAGAUUUAUGGCCCCUUUUGUACUUAGAAUAUAUCAGAUUUCCUGGUUAAGUUUUAUGUUUAGGUCAACUUUUCUCCCAAACUGUCAAAGCUAUUGCUUUGAAACUUGGAAUACUUGUUAACCAUCAUAAGCUGACCCUGUACAGCAAGAAACAUAACUCCAUCUUGCUUUUUGCAAGAUUUAUUGCCCCUUUUGGACUUAGAAAAUCAGUUUUCUUGGUUAAGUUUUAUGUUUAAGUCAGCUUUUAUCCUAAACUAUCAAAGCUAUUGCUUUAAAACUUGCAACACUUGUUCACCAUCAUAAGUUGACCCUGUACAGCAAGAAACAUAACUCCAUCCUGCUUUUUGCAAGAUUUAUGGCCCCUUUUGGACUUUGAAAAUAUCAGAUUUCUUGGUUAAGUUUUAUGUUUAGGUCAACUUUUUCUCUUAAACUAUCAAAGCUAUUGCUUUGAAACUUGCAACACUUGUUCACCAUCAUAAGCUGACCCUGUACAGCAAGCAGCGUAACUCCAUCCUGAUUUUUGCAAUAAUUAUUGCCCCUUUUGGACUUAGAAAAUCAUUUUCUUGGUUGAGUAUUAUGUUUAAGUCAACUUUUCUCAUAAACUAUCAAAGCUAUUGCUUUAAAACUUGCAACAGUUUUUCACCAUCAUAAGUGGACACUGUACAUCAAGAAACAUAACUCUAUCCUGCUUUUUGCAAGAAUGAUGGCCCUUUUUAGACUUAGAAAAUCAUGGGUAGGACAAUAUUUCUAUUACACAAAAAAAAUCAGAUGAGCGUCAACACCCGCAAGGCGGUGCUCUUGUUAGUCUGUAUUAUU
This is a messenger RNA of Mercenaria mercenaria, 4646 nucleotides long. RefSeq lists its product as uncharacterized. NCBI's taxonomy places the organism in Eukaryota, Metazoa, Mollusca, Bivalvia, Venerida, Veneridae. The record is from RefSeq and is a predicted model, not a curated record. The transcript has 3 exons. The annotation marks the transcript as partial. Gene Ontology annotation, molecular function: signaling receptor activity.